This is a messenger RNA of Medioppia subpectinata, 1128 nucleotides long. The record is from the annotation of a GenBank genome assembly. Lineage: Eukaryota; Metazoa; Arthropoda; Arachnida; Sarcoptiformes; Oppiidae.
CAAUAGACUGGAUUCGCAAAUCAAUGUUGAAUAUUGUUUACUCAGUUCGAGUCGAUGUCUCAAAGUUUUGAUUACUAUUUUGAAUUCAAUGGUCAUAUUCUUGGCGUCGCUUAUAAUCCUUAUAAAUCGAGAUCAUAUAAGUGUCAUAACCGGCGCUUUUGUACUCGAAAAUUGCAAUCAUUUUGUCAAUAAACUGACAUUUCUUAUACACGCCGGACAGAGACUCGUUUCAGAUCUCAUUACCAUUAGAAGAAUGCAUGAAAUGAUUGAUAGAAAAUCGGAAGUAAAAUCUGACGAUGAAAUUGUGCCGAUUGCGAAGAGUUGGCCGAAGACGGGUGACAUUGAAUUUUGCAAUUUCAGUGCCUUUUAUAAGAAAGAAUGCAAACCAGCGCUCAAUUCAAUUAACUUAAUAAUAAGAAGCGGCGAAAAGAUUGGUAUCGUUGGCAGAACCGGAUCAGGCAAAUCAUCACUCGCUAUGUCUCUCAUGAAUUUCUUCACAAUAUCUUCUGGUAAAAUACUGGUCGACGGGAUUGACAUCUCAUCAAUAAGUUUAGACAGAUUGCGAUCAGAGAUUUUAAUCAUACCUCAAGACAUCGCGUUAUUCAGCGAUACUUUGCGUUUCAAUUUGGAUCCAAACAAUGAAUACGAAGACAAACAGUUAAUUGAAUGCGUGAAUGAAGUUCGGCCUAAUUUUUUGAGCAAAUUCGUCGAUGGAUUGGACACCGAAUUAACUCAUCAGGGAUUGAAUCUAAGCUCCGGUGAGAGACAACUCAUUUGUUUGGUUCGCGCACUUCUGCGACGGAAACGGAUCCUAAUUCUAGACGAAGCGACCGCUAAUAUGGACUAUAAAACCGAUCAUUUUGUGCAUUCAUUGAUUGAGAAGUAUUUCCAAAACACAACUAUUAUAACAAUAGCCCAUCGUUUGGAUGCAGUGAUGAAUUGCGACAGAAUUAUAGUUCUGAGUGACGGCAAUAUCAUUGAAAGCGGGAAACCCCGGCAUCUCAUCGAUGAUCAAAACUCGUUUGUUUGCAAAUUACAGGCCAUUGAAAAUUGCAAAGUUAAAUAAAAUCAUUAAACAUUAUUUUUUAAUUAUUACUAAUUUAUUAUUUAAUUAAUUUCGAGCUAGAC